This is a messenger RNA of Mesoplodon densirostris (Blainville's beaked whale), 675 nucleotides long. RefSeq names its product ADP-ribosylation factor-like protein 6-interacting protein 1. The record is from RefSeq and is a predicted model, not a curated record. The transcript has a single exon. The coding region runs from base 34 to 645 and encodes 203 amino acids. NCBI's taxonomy places the organism in Eukaryota, Metazoa, Chordata, Mammalia, Artiodactyla, Ziphiidae.
UCUUGCACUCUCUGAGGGGGCACCUCGGGAACAAUGGCGGAAGGAGAUAAUAGCAGCACCAACCUGCUGGCUGCAGAGACUGCAAAUCUGGAAGAGCAGCUGCAAGGAUGGGGAGAAGUGAUGCUGAUGGCAGAUAAAGUCCUCCGAUGGGAAAGAGCCUGGUUUCCACCUGCCAUCAUGGGUGUGGUUUUUUUGGUGUUUCUGACUACCUACUAUCUAGAUCCAUCCGUUCUGUCAGGUAUUUCCUGUUUUGUUAUGUUUUUGUGCUUGGCUGACUACCUUAUUCCCAUUCUAGUGCCUAGAAUUUUUGGCUCCAAUAAAUGGAUCACUGAGCAACAGCAGAGAUUCCAUGAAAUUUGCAGCAAUCUAGUAAAAACUCGAUGCAGAGUUGUGGGCUGGUGGAAACGCCUCUUUACGCUAAAGGAAGAAAAGCCUAAAAUGUACUUCAUGACCAUGAUCAUUUCUCUUGCUGCAGUUGCUUGGGUGGGACAGCAAGUCCACAAUCUCCUUCUCACCUACCUGAUAGUGACUUUCUUACUCUUGCUUCCUGGACUAAACCAACAUGGAAUCAUUUCGAAGUACAUUGGAAUGGCCAAAAGAGAGAUAAACAAGCUUCUCAAACAAAAAGAAAAGAAAAAUGAAUAAUAUAUCUGCUUUAUUCAGUGUGAUUAAUGG